GGCUCCCAGCGGAUGCAGUCUCGGGCUCCCGGCCCUGCUGCUGGUCGACAUCGGCCCCUCUGCGCUCAUGGCUUCCCCGAACAAGGCAGUUAUUGUUCCUGGGAAUGGAGGUGGGGAUGUGGCCACCCACGGCUGGUACGGCUGGGUGAAGAAGGGGCUGGAGCAGAUACCUGGUUUCCAGUGUUUGGCUAAAAACAUGCCUGACCCAAUUACAGCUCGAGAGAGCAUCUGGCUGCCCUUCAUGGAGACGGAGCUGCACUGUGAUGAGAAGACCAUCAUCAUAGGCCACAGUUCUGGGGCCAUUGCAGCCAUGAGGUAUGCAGAAACACACCGAGUAUAUGCUAUUGUGUUAGUGUCUGCAUAUACCUCUGACUUGGGGGAUGAAAACGAGCGUGCCAGUGGAUACUUCAGCCGUCCCUGGCAGUGGGAGAAGAUCAAAGCCAACUGCCCUUACAUUGUGCAGUUUGGCUCCACUGAUGAUCCUUUCCUUCCCUGGAAGGAACAACAAGAAGUGGCUGAUAGGUUGGAAGCCAAAUUGUACAGAUUCACUGACCGUGGCCACUUUCAGAAUAUGGAGUUUCAUGAACUGAUUAGCGUGGUAAAGUCUAUGCUGAAAGUACCAGCAUAGGUAGGAUUACUUCUGCUAUUUUACAUUCCAGUAUGGGGUAGAGCAAUGAUCAGGUUAUUAAUAGAUAAAAAUUAUCUAUUAUGAGAUGAUUAGUAGACACAUAAAACAGAUCAAAGUUCCGGAAAAAUAACCCAGAAGUUCAAUAUUCAAACUAAGUUACAAACUGCGUUUCCAUUUUCCAUUGGAUUUCUAUCUCACAAACUGCCAUGAACUAAAGCAGUAUUUUUCUCAUUUGAUCAGGGACAUAAGGACAGUUUAACCACCUUUAUCUGUCCAAAGUGAGUAAGACAGAAGUGGAAUCCAGCUUUCCUGAUUCCCAGUUCACAUUAAAACUAGUUUGUGUAUGUUGUAGGAGUUGUACUCCUCUUUGAAAUGAACCUUUUUCUAGUUGGCAGGGUGGGGUGGGGUGAGGAAAACGACUAAAGAUCCAGAGUGUUGGCUUAGAGCUCAGAACACUAGCUGUUCUGAGCUGGCCCAAGACAUUAAACCCAGACUGGGGCCUUCAUCUUUGACCCCUGCCCCAGUCCUUCAAACAUGUUGAGGGAGAGGGAUACAUAUGGAUCUAAGAGUUGGGUCUGCCAGGUCGGGCAGGGCACAGAAGCCCAGCCUGUACAAAUAUGUCAGCAUAGCCAACCAGAUGUGUGCUAGACCAGCGUGGUGGGAAUUUGGGCAGCAUGGAGAACUCGUGCCCUUUCUAAAUUGUUGCCAUCUGGGAAGGUAGCAGGGUGUUGCCAAUUUUCUGAUUUUUUGAGGGAAAAACUUCAUGCAGUGGUUUUCAUAUCUAGGGACUAUAUGUUUAUAUACACAGUUUCUAUGUAUAUGAAUUAUGCCCAAUAUAUGUACAUAUGGAUUACAUAAGUCGACAACGACAGCGUAAAUAAAAAAUGUACAAACACUGCAAGACACACAAAGUCCAAGCCGCCCAUUUGUGACCUCUGCCAUUAGGAAUUAACUUAUCCAGAUGCUUUAAAUGAUUCUCUCUAAGCCUGAGAAAUGAAUUUAAUGUCAAAGGAUGAAAUUCAUGGGAACAAUUUAGAUUUUGUUACAAAAUUCUAAGUAAUCUUUCCAUACUUCAAAUUUUGUUCUGUAAAGAGGUCUACCUUUUAAAUUCUAUGUUCCGUUAGCUCACUUUCAAGCAUCAUUCCACUUUUCUUCUGAUCAUACUCCUUCAAAAAAAUUGUUUUUUCUUUCCAAUAUUUUUUGGCUGUUACAAUCCCUAAGUAUUGACUCAAAACAAUUUCCAGUGACUUUGUACAUGUUACAGAACCUUAUGUUUGCUGCAAAAAUAUGAAUUAACUCACUAUUUAUGUCUACAGGAGAUUCAAAGCCACCAUUUUAACCUGAAAAGUCUUGGCUUCUAAAUGUGUUCAAAGAAAAAAUGGAAAGACUCUAAACUUUUAAUAGCAGUUAUCUUUGGGGAAUGGGAAUUUUAGGUACAGUGUGAAGGAAGUCUCCUUUUUAUUUUGUACACCUGGGGACUGAGUUUGUUAUAGUGAACAUGUAUUACUUUUAUAAUUAAAAUGACUAUGUUUAAAACAA
Leopardus geoffroyi (Geoffroy's cat) is the source of this 2167-nucleotide messenger RNA. RefSeq names its product RB binding protein 9, serine hydrolase (gene RBBP9). The transcript is spliced from 5 exons. The coding region runs from base 68 to 628 and encodes 186 amino acids. The record is from RefSeq and is a predicted model, not a curated record. Gene Ontology annotation, molecular function: hydrolase activity. Lineage: Eukaryota; Metazoa; Chordata; Mammalia; Carnivora; Felidae.